ACUUCCGGCCACCGAGCGUGACGGACGUGCGCAUCAUGUGCUCCAACGGAGCGGUAACAGCGGCCCAGCUUGGCCGUGGAAACAGGUUUGCUGGCUCGAGUGACCAGGAUUAUGAAGUUAUUUUGCCGCGGCUACCAACAGGUCGAAUUGUUGCAAAUACGCUGUUUUUGCACGCCGACGUCAGAGCAAGGCCCUACAAGGUCGAGGAUUUUCGCGACGCACUGGUUCGCUUGGCACUGCUCCCCGAGGUUGUCGCCUUGGGGGCGUACCAGAUGAAUCACACCUGGGCUAUCACGUUCAAGAGUGUUGACGGAAUGAAGAAGCUGCUUUCAGUCCGUGAAGUGACUGUUAAAGAACGACGGUGCAUUGUCAUUGAUCCCGACGACCAGGACGUGAGGAUGAAGAUCCACUGGAUUUUGUACAACGUGCAAGACGAAGAUGUGCGAACAGCCUUUGCACCUUACGGAACGGUAAUGGAAGUCGCCAAGGAACGCUGGCGCGUUCAGGGAGUCAUGGAUAAAGGUUCGUCAACGCGUUGUGUGUCUUUGAAGAUGAAGCCUGGAGUCACAAUUGAUGACCUGCCUCACCAGCUACGCAUUGCUGGAGAGCAGGCCCUCGUUGUGGUUCCUGGAAGAGCCCCGCUUUGCCUAAGGUGCCAUACUUCAGGACACGUCCGAAGGGAAUGCAAAGUUCCCCGUUGCAGUCAGUGCCGUCGCUUCGGGCAUGACCAAUCGCAGUGCGUCAAAACGUACGCAAAUGUCACAGGGCACAUGAGAGGAGAAGACGACUCCGAACUUCUCAUGGAUGCGGACGAAUCCGAGGAGGCAGCGAGAACAGCAGAAAAGAAUACGCCGCAGGCGGCGCCUAACACCGUCAAGGGGGGCGUGGCAGUGACACAGACUGAAGACCAGACCACUGCGUCGAAGCAGGCUGUUGUAGCCCCGAAGAUUGACGCAGCGGAGCGAAGCACAAGUACUGCUACGGAAGCAGUACAUGGAAAACCCCAAGAGGAGGGAGAAGGCAUGGACGUCGUCCAAACAAGCAUGAGUAGCGCUCCAGCAAAGAGGACACACGACAAGGCCUGUGUCGAAGAGGUUCAGCAUCCUUCUGCGAGUAUCGACGAACCACCCCCCAAAUCGGGAGGGCAGCGCCGCCCGACGUUUCGCCCGAAGCCCAACAUCCCGCCGGACAAAAAGCCGGCGAAGACUACACCGACGUAGCAACCAUGGUUCCCUUCUGGCUGGACAAGGGACGAGAGGCGACCCACAACGGGACUACGACGGCCAGCGCGCUGAGGCUGCGCCAGCCUGCUGCAGAACGCGAGCACGCCUCUUGGGUCAGCUCGAGAACUCUUGAGAAGGGAAAAUUGCUGAGCUUCACUUCUGGGUGUAUUAAGGCUGAAGGUGAGCACGAAGCCGUUCGGCCUAUUUAAUUUAUCGCGCAAAUGGCAGGCAAAACAAAAGUAGCACUUAAAUUUGCCACCUUUAAUGUAAGGGGACUGGCAGCGAGGCGGCGUCAGUAUCAAUUAAGCCGCCUCCUGCUUGAGAACGAUGUGGACGUAGUGGCAGUGCAAGAGACCAAGGUGGAAAGUGAAGCUCAGACUAACCGCAUGGUUGAACCUUUUAGAAGGCGUUACAAUGUAUGCGUCAGUCAUUCUGUUGGUACGUCAGGAGGGUGUGCCAUUUUAAUUCGAAAUUCUUUAGGUGUUAUUGAAGAAGCUGUUACCGUUUUCAACACCGGGCGUUUUGUGAUGUGUGAUUUUUCGUAUCUUGAUUUACAGUGGCGCGUAAUGUGUGUGUAUGCCCCAAAUAAGGAAAAUGAGCGCAAAGCUUUCUUCGAAAUGGUUCAGCCCUAUCUGAAGUCUCCUAGAUACAUUAUUCUGAUGGGUGACUUCAACUGCGUAUGCAUGCCCGAAGACAGAGUUACUAACGCGACCAUUCGAAACCAGAGCUCGUUACUUUUGAACGCAAUUGUCCUGGAGCACAAUUUAGAAGACGUCGGUAGUGCUCUGUCAGAAGGUGCCCGUCUGCAGUUCACACAUUUCCAACAAGCAAGUCAUGCAAGACUUGACAGGGUUUAUGCGUCUGCUGGCCUGGUCCCAAUGUGCAGUGACUACUUGAUUAAAAACGUUGCGUUCAGCGAUCAUUGCAUGGUAAUGGUUACAAUAGGAACGAAGACCAAAAGGUCGAAGUUCAACUGGGAACUAUGGAAAUUUAAUAUAAGGCUUCUUGAGGAUGAACGUUUUGUGUUUAAAGUAAAAGAAAAAAUUGACUGUUUGCAAACGGGUGAUCAGAGGGACGUUAUUGGGAAAUGGGAACAUUUUAAAGAAGAAAUAAAAAUGAUCGCUAUAGAAAGAGCGAGUGCGCUGCGUCAGAGCAACAAGGCAGACGAAAAAGAAUUUCAGAGCCGCUUAGAUUUGCUGCUGAGGUUGGAAAGUGCUCAGCCGGGCCAGUACGAAAAAGAAAUAAAAGAGACAAAAAAAAUAAGUUAGAACUGAUGGAUAAAGACAAAUAUAAAGGAGCGGUCAUACGCGCACGUGCAGAACGGUUGUGGUUUGGCGAGACGCCGACAAAGCGGUCCC
Messenger RNA from Dermacentor albipictus, 2581 nucleotides. RefSeq lists its product as uncharacterized. The record is from RefSeq and is a predicted model, not a curated record. Lineage: Eukaryota; Metazoa; Arthropoda; Arachnida; Ixodida; Ixodidae. Gene Ontology annotation, molecular function: nucleic acid binding; zinc ion binding.